Quercus robur (English oak) is the source of this 1679-nucleotide messenger RNA. RefSeq names its product 7-deoxyloganetic acid glucosyl transferase-like. Gene Ontology annotation, molecular function: UDP-glycosyltransferase activity. Bases 166 to 1626 code for a protein of 486 amino acids. The transcript is spliced from 2 exons. Lineage: Eukaryota; Viridiplantae; Streptophyta; Magnoliopsida; Fagales; Fagaceae. The record is from RefSeq and is a predicted model, not a curated record.
UUUUGCAAUCGUGACUUGACUCUAGGCAAAGAAGUGAGUGUACAUAACUAUAUAUGUAGUAUUUGUGGGCAAUAAUAAUGCGUUAAACUAAACACCACUCAAACACAAUUAGUGUCAAUACAGAUAACAGUGACAUUAAGUGAAUCCAUAAACCUAAAGUUGAUCAUGGAACAGUACUGUCCUCCUGCCCAUGUUCUAAUCUUUCCCUUUCCGGCGCAGGGACAUGUAAACUCCAUGCUCAAGCUAGCUGAGCUUCUUGGCCUUGCCGGCAUUCAUGUCACCUUCCUCAACACUGAUUUCAUCCACGAACGCCUUGUCCGCUACACCGAUAUCGAAACCCGUUUUAGUUGUUAUCCAGGGUUCCAAUUCAAGACCAUCUCUGAUGGCCUUUCCGCUGACCACCCACGAUCUCUUAUCAAGUUCAUCGAAGUGUAUGACUCGUUAAAUUCGAAAACCAAGCUUCUUCUUAGGGAGAUGCUGGCUUCAAAUCAACUUAUUGGCUCCAACACUAGGCCUUCCUUGACUUGCAUCAUAGUUGAUGGACUCAUUGGCGGUUUUACCAGUGAUAUUGCCAAUGAGUUUCGAAUUCCAAUCAUUUAUUUUCGUACCAUCAGUGCCUGCUGCUUUUGGGCUUAUUUUUCUGUUCCUAAAAUCAUUGAAGCUGGCCAGAUUCCUGUUAGAGGAAAUGAGGACAUGGACCGCUUGAUAACAACUGUGCCAAGCAUGGAAAGUUUUCUCCGUUACCGAGACCUCCCAAGUUUUUGCCAAGUCAACGACCUAAACCACUGCAAUCUCCAUAUCUUUGUGAGCGAGACUCAACAAAGUCCUCGAGCACAUGCCCUCAUACUUAACACGUUUGAAGAUCUAGAAGGACCUGUACUCUCCCACAUACACACUCAUUGUUCCAAAGUCUACACCAUUGGACCCCUCCACAUGCACCUAAAAUUCCGACUCGAAGCCAAAACAUCAUCGUCCCAAUCUCAAUCUUCAAACAACCUGUAUGAAGUGGACAAGAGUUGCAUAACAUGGUUGGAUGCUCAACCAUUGAAGUCUGUAAUCUAUGUAAGCUUUGGAAGCAUUAUGACUAUCACAAAGGACAAGCACAUCGAGUUUUGGUUUGGUUUGGUGAAUAGCAAACAACGGUUCUUAUGGGUUAUACGAUCUGACUUAGUUGUAGGAGAGCACAAUAGGAAUGAGGUUCCAGAGGAGCUGCUAAAAGGGACAAAAGAGAGAGGGUACAUAGUGAGUUGGGCCCCACAAGAGGAGGUCCUAGCCCACCAUGCAAUAGGUGGGUUUUUGACCCACAGUGGGUGGAACUCAACCUUAGAAAGUAUAGUAGCUGGGGUGCCCAUGAUCUGUUGGCCGUUCAUUGGAGAUCAACAAUUGAAUAGUAGGUUUGUAAGUGAGGUUUGGAAGUUAGGGUUGGACAUGAAGGAUGCAUGUGAUAGAUUCAUUGUAGAAAAGAUGGUGAAUGAUUUGAUGUGGAGGAGGAGGGAGGUGUUCAUGAAAUCAACUGAUGAGAUGGCUUGGUUGGCAAGAAAAAGUGUGAGCGAAGGUGGAUCCUCUUAUUAUAAUUUGGACCGUUUGGUCAAAGAUAUCAGGUUUAUGAGCAUGGAAGCAAAUUAAACGGUUUCCAUGUGUCAAAUAAUGAUAUUUCUCUCAUAAGGGGAUAUUGAACA